Messenger RNA from Ochlerotatus camptorhynchus, 3884 nucleotides. It is a transcript of the gene osy, whose product is annotated as oskyddad. Gene Ontology annotation, molecular function: ABC-type transporter activity; ATP binding; ATP hydrolysis activity. NCBI's taxonomy places the organism in Eukaryota, Metazoa, Arthropoda, Insecta, Diptera, Culicidae. Gene Ontology annotation, cellular component: membrane. The transcript is spliced from 8 exons. The coding region runs from base 1107 to 3467 and encodes 786 amino acids. The record is from RefSeq and is a predicted model, not a curated record.
GGUUUACCAUUUCUUAACACCCACCACAAAACCACGCGCGCGUUGCGAGUUAGCUGCUGUUGAUCGAGUCUGUUCGAGUUUCAACUACGUAGAUUUAGUCGUCCUGCGGGAAGACGAUAUCAGAAGGGUUUUAAGGCUUUCCCCGCUACGGAGUUAAUCGGUACAUGUGAGUAAUUGCCGGAGUUGUAAUUGGAUGUUCGAACGGUGUAAAACAGAUCGGUUGCUGAUCGGUGCAUUUGUUAGAGCAAAUCAUACGCGGAUCACAUACCUAGUUGAUCAGAAAAUUUCCGCGUCUGGGAAAAAAUCCCCGACCGUGUGGCCGCGCACCGUAGCAAGUGUUGUUGAGUAAUAGCUGGUGGCAGCAACUGGCUAGGCAGUGGCUCUCCCAGGCAGUUGCAGCUGGCUAAAGUAGGAAGCACAAGCGCUAAUUGAAGUAGUCGUACUUCGAAAAGCAGCACUCCAACAACUACAUGCUUCGUUCGUGCGGUUCGUACGCGUUGAAAAUUGCGUAAAUUUCAAGGUCCCCUCCUGCCCAAGUGGCACGCUACAGGUUUAUCUCGGCUUCAAGUUCAAACUGCCAGUCGGAGGGUGCCUUACCUGAACCGAGUGAGCUAGCUGACAGGUAAACAAGACCGAACAUUGCCCCUGCGCCGGAUCGCAACCGAUCGAUCGAGAACUACUGUGGAACAUCGCUUGUCGAUUAAAAAACCGAAUCUUACAACAUUGGUGAAAUGCAAUUGAAUUCGUUAAAAAAUAAUUAAACGAAAAAAGCAGCAAGAGGAAAAUUGCCAUAAACAGGUGUGUCUUGGCGGGAGUGAUUGCAGUGUUAUCGUGCGUGUGCUUUCGCUUCGUUUGUUCCAUUAUUCAUUCAAUUUCGAUUUCAGCGCGAAGAAGAUAUACGUUAGGCCAAAUUAGUGUGAAAGAAACAACAAGACUGCACCUACAAAGAAGAAGAAGAAGAAGAAAAAUACAGCUGUUGUUUCGGAAGAAAGUAAAGUGUUGCAUCGAUAAAAGACGGGGUGGUGCUCAUAGCGAAAUAGUUGCGGCAGGCAGCAGAGGCAAAGCAGCAGCGUGCGAAUAGCCGAGCGUUUUCCAUUUUAAAAGCCAUGGACGUUGAAUCGGAAGGCGUCCAACCGGUGAGUGCCAACGGGAAUGGGCACUCAGCCGCCGCAGCCGUCAUCACCACAAUCGACACCGACGACACACACCAGGAGUUGGCCGCCCGGAGGCGAAUGUUCAUGUCACAGCCCUCGACGGUGGCCAUCCGACGGCAACAGGCGAUUUGCGUCCGGCGAGCACACAAGAUCUACGGCACCAAAAAGAACCCCAACGUCAUCCUGGACGGAUUGAACAUGACCGUGCAGAAAGGAUCGAUCUAUGGCCUGCUGGGAGCAUCCGGAUGCGGUAAAACCACCCUGCUCUCUUGCAUUGUUGGCCGACGGCGGUUGAAUUCCGGCGAAAUUUGGGUCCUCGGAGGUCGGCCGGGAUCGCGUGGCUCCGGAGUACCAGGGCCCCGAAUCGGCUACAUGCCCCAGGAGCUGGCCCUCUACGGAGAGUUUACCAUCCGGGAAACGUUAAUCUACUUCGGUUGGAUCAACGGGAUGACCAACGAACAGGUGGAUGAAAAAACCGACUUCCUGCUCAAGCUGCUACAGCUGCCGAACGCUUCCCGGUUCGUAAAGAAUCUAUCCGGAGGCCAAAUGCGGCGAAUGAGUCUGGCUGCAGCGUUGCUGCAUUCACCGGAGCUGUUGAUUCUGGAUGAGCCAACCGUUGGAGUGGACCCAGUUCUACGGCAGAGCAUAUGGGAUCACAUGGUGGAGAUCGUUAAGAACGGUAACACUGCGGUAAUCAUCACAACGCACUACAUCGAAGAAACCCGUCAAGCUCACGUAAUCGGGUUGAUGCGAGGUGGAAAGUUCCUUGCCGAGGAGUCACCCGCCGAACUGUUGGCUCAGUAUCAUGCCGAAUCGUUGGAGGAUGUCUUCCUGAAGCUGUCAGUUAUGCAAAACAUGGGCAAACGGCGCCGGUCGUCCAUUGCCCAGGAGGUCGUGGAAAACAUUCGGGUGCCGGCGAUAUCGAACCCGGCACUGGACUUGUCCCCGGAAGAAGACCACGGCGAAAUCUCCGGCGAGUUUGGCGAUAACAUUUCAAUGUCCUCGCGUGGUCCUGAUUCGAUCACACCGGAAAUUCAAGCUCCUCCGCUUCCACCGGAAGAAGAAACCAAAGUUCCCUUUAUCGAGUACUUCAAGUUCAUCAAACCGAUCCACAUGCAGGCACUGAUUUGGAAGAAUUUCUUAUGGAUGUGGCGAAAUGUUGGCGUGAUGGCGUUUAUCAUAGGACUACCGGUGGCACAGAUCAUCCUCUUUUGUUGGGCUGUUGGACAUGACCCUGUAGGUUUGCGAGUGGCAGUUACGAACCAUGAACUGCAACAGGCCAACCUUUCGACCGCUGAAUGCCCAUCGUACCCCGGAUGCAACUAUACUCUGCUGAGCUGCCGAUACUUGGAAAAUUUGAGAAACAGGAGUGUUGUUGUGCAACUGUUCGAUACCGAAGAAGAAACUCUGAAUCAGGUCAGUCGAGGAAAGGCGUGGGCAUCGAUGAUAUUCUCACACAACUACUCGGAAGCGCUGAUUGAACGCUCGGAAAACAUUCGCAGCGUCGAGGAGUGGACCCUGGAUGCGGCAAGCGUUGUAGUUAGCAUGGACAUGUCAAAUCAACAAAUCGGGAACUUAUUGUACAGGGAUAUUCAGUAUGCGUACUUCUCCUUCAUCGAAAGCAUCCUGUCGGAUUGUGACGUGAAUCCUUCCAACGGGAGGUUACCUAUACAGUGGAACAUGCCCAUCUACGGUGAUGUGACGCCCAACUUUACGGAUUUCGCUGCACCUGGAGUAAUUCUGACAAUCAUCUUCUUCCUAUCGGUGGCGUUGACCUCCGGAGCGAUGUUGAUCGAACGGAACGAGGGAAUCCUGGAGCGUUGUCUGGUGUCCGGUAUCACCGGGGUGGAGAUUUUGUUUUCCCACGUUACCACCCAGUUCCUGGUGAUGUGCGGUCAAACCGCACUGGUGAUCCUGUGCAGUUUCUACGUGUUCGAUCUAACCAUCCACGGGGAAAUCUUCUGGGUCGUCAUGCUGACCAUAAUGACGGGGUUGUGCGGAAUGUGCUUCGGCUUCGUCGUCUCAUGCUCGGUUGACAAUGAACGGUCCGCCACCUACAUGGCAAUGGGAAGCUUCCUGCCGAUCGUGAUGCUGUGCGGUAUCAUCUGGCCCAUCGAGGGCAUGCAUCCUGCGGUGAAGAUCUUCUCCGUCUUCCUGCCACUCACCAAGUCCACCGAGUCGCUCCGUUCGAUCCUGCAGCGAGGCUGGCUCAUCAGCAACCCAAACGUCUGGAUCGGAUUCGCCUCGACCGGAAUUUGGAUCGUGAUCUUCCUGACCAUCAGCAUACUGUUGCUCAAAUUCAAGAAGGGUUAAGCCCCGCGAGAUCUUGCUCACACCUAGGCUCUAGGGUACUACUGUUGAAGGCUUUCUAGGGUAAAUUUUAUCGGAAUACUUUUAGCUAGGAAUGAAUGACAAGAGAAGGAGACAUUUUUAACUAAGUAGUUCCAAACAUAUUGUACUUCAGUACGGAGCGAACUGACGAGUGGUAGUUGUAACGAUUUUAUCGUGUACCCAUCUAGAAUAGGCAAUAUAGCUGCAGUGUACAUAACCCAGACAUUUUUUUAUUUAUAAACACAAACAUUACACACUGUUGGACAAUUUAGGUCUGAUUCCUCUUUCGCAAAAAAAAAAUCUUAUGUGAUGGUCUAUUACAGAGUUUCUGUUUUCGUGUUACCAACUAUAAUGCGUUCAGUGAAGCGCCAGUUAAUAAAGUCAAUAAAUUCUACAAAA